AUGAGCGCCCGCGAUCUUGUCGAGGGAGAGGCCAUGUUGGAUGAUGAGGAGAAUGAAGAGGAAUUGGCCGAUGACUAUGACGGCGAAGGCGAAGCUCAUCAGGGUGCUGGCACUGCAAACCACUACGACUCAAGUGAAGAGGAUGACGAUGACGAUGACGACGAGGAGGCCGCCCGUGCAGUCCGGGAAGGUUUUAUUGUCGAUGAAGAUGAAGAACUUGAAGACCGCGCGGAGCGCCGGCGGGAGAAGAGGAAGCGACGCAGGGAAGAACGCGAGCGCGAAGAUGAGCAUCUAGAUGAGGAAGACUUGGAACUCAUCGGAGAACUCAACCCGUCACUUCAAGCCCCGGUUGCCGCAGAGUCUAAAUUCAAGCGCUUGAAACGAGGACACAAAGAUCGUGAUCUUCGACAGCCCUCUCAAGGCAUCGACGACAUCUUCAACUCCGAUGAAGAAGAGGAAACUGCAGGCGACUAUGGAAGGCCUGGUCAUAGGAGACAUAUGCAUGAUGAGAUGGACGACUUCAUCGAGGAGGACGUUUUCUCAGAUGAGGAGCUACAGAGGGAGCGAGAGGACCUAGAGAUUGCCCGUCCCGCGAAGAAGGGCAUGACCGGUUUAGGAGCUACUGAUGCUGCUGGAUUAGAUGAAAACGCAUUAGAGGAUAUGCGCGCGGCCUUUGGGGAUGGCAACGAAUACUUGUUUGCUCUGGAGAUGGAGGAUCAAGAGGAAGAGCAGGAGGAAGAUGAAGAGAAACACUUGGAUCUCAAGGAUGUGUUUGAGCCCUCUCAGCUAGCGGAGAAGAUGUUGACGGAAGAGGAUAAUCAGAUCCGUCUGUUGGAUGAACCAGAAAGACAUCAGAUUGCCCGGAAGCCGUAUCGCAACGUUGUCCUCACCGAAGAGCAAUUUCGUGAAGAAGCCGCCUGGAUCUCUAACCUCAUGCUCCUCAAGAAGCGCAUUGAACCCGAGCUGCGCGAACCUUUUCAACGAUCCGUGGCCAAGGUACUUGAGUUCUUAGUGACGGAUGAUUGGGAAGUCCCGUUCAUCUUCCAGCAUCGGAAGGACUACAUGAUUCAUGCUGUCAAAGCUGCUGCCGAGGGUGCCGGAGAAGAUGCUGACGCGUCUCAAUACACGAUACGAGCGGAAAAGCUCUUAAACAUGACGGACCUUUGGGACAUAUUCGACCAUGAUCUCAAGUUCAAGGCUCUGGUAGAGAAACGGAACACGAUACAGAAAACCUAUGAUAAUUUGCAGAGCCUAUUCAACGUGAGUGACUCUGUGGUGGAGGAGAUGCUCCCAGCAGCUGUCACCAUGGAGGAGCUUCAAGAUGUGCAGGAUUACAUUCAUUUCCAGUAUGCGUCUCAGCUGCGGGACAUGACUCUUAUGAACAGCGAUGCCAACGGAGAAACACACCGGCGGAAGGCGUCAAGCAAGACCUUUUUCGAGCGUGUCCGAAAUGGUAAGGCAUACAGCUUGGUGCGUGCAUUCGGCAUUACAGCAGAUGCUUUUGCGCAAAAUGCCUUGAAGGAAGGUCGUCGUCAGUACACGGAAGACCCAGCGGAGAGGCCGGAGGAGAUGGCCGAUGGGUUUGUGGAUAAUGAUUUCUCCAAUGCAUCGCAUGUUAUCAAAGCUGCCAAGAGCUUGUUCGCUGAGGAAAUCGUGAUGAGCCCUAAGAUGCGGAAGGUGAUUCGCCAAGCGUAUUACAUGAAUGGCGCUGUCGACUGCUUCCGAACGGAGAAGGGCCUCCGUAGAAUCGACGAGCAGCACCCCUACUACGAGUUCAAAUACCUUCGAAACCAGCAGCUCAGUGACAUUGCUCGCCGACCGGAGCUUUAUCUUCGCAUGCUUAAGGCCGAAGAGGAGGGCUUGGUGGAAGUCAAGGUCCGCUUUGAGAACUUUGACCAGUUCCGCCAACGACUGUAUCCCGAUAUUGAAUCCGAUAACUAUAGCGAAAUCGCGGACGGCUGGAACCGUAGUCGGCGGGACGUCUUGGACCUGGCUCUUGGUAAGCUGGAGCGAUUGAUCAACCGCAGUGUGAAAGAGAACAUUCGCCAGGAAUGCGAGAACCAUGUGGCAAAGGAAUGCCGAGAAACUUUCUCGCAGCGAUUGGAUCAAGCCCCGUAUAAGCCUAAGGGAAUGGUGCUGGGAACUGUUCCCCGUGUUUUGGCUUUAUCCACCGGGAGUGGCGUUGUGGGACGGGAACCUAUACAUUGGGCCUACAUCGAAGAGGACGGCCGUGUGUUGGAGAAUGGAAAGUUUGUGGACUUGUCAAUCGGAGAUCGUGAUCGUAACAUCCCAGAUGGCAAGGAUGUUGAUGCCUUUGUGGAGCUUGUGGACCGCCGCCGACCAGAUGUCAUUGGCGUCAGCGGCAUGUCCCCCGAGACUCGUCGUUUAUACAAACUCCUAGCUGAGGUUGUCGACAAAAAGGACCUACGCGGCGCCCCGUACACCGAUGACCAUGACGAAGAAAUCAGUGAUCGCUUGGAGGUGGUCAUUGUGAACGACGAGGUGGCGCGCCUCUAUCAGCAUAGUGAACGGGCAAAGAAAGACCACCCCAGCUUUGCCCCUUUAACACAUUACUGCGUUGCCUUGGCUAAGUAUCUGCAGAGUCCCUUGAAAGAGUAUGCUUCGCUCGGCCGGGAUAUCAUCUCUAUUCAGUUCAAGCCGGGUCAGCAGCUGGUCACCCAAGAGCUACUUCUGAAACAAUUAGAAACAGCAUUGGUGGAUAUGGUUAACCUUGUUGGUGUGGACAUCAAUGAAGCGGUUACAGAUUCCUCGACGGCCAACCUUCUUCCUUAUGUUUGUGGUCUUGGUCCUCGUAAGGCAGCUCAUUUGCUCAAGAUCGUCAACAUGAACGGCGGCGUGGUGAACAAUCGUGUAGAACUUCUGGGCGUGAAUGCGCAGUAUCCAGCAAUGGGCGUCAAGGUCUGGAAUAACUGCGCUAGCUUCUUGUACAUUGAUUUCGAGAACGUCGAUCCGGAUGCGGAUCCACUGGACAACACACGAGUGCACCCCGAAGACUACGAUAUUGCUCGGAAGAUGGCCGCCGAUGCCUUGGAGUUGGACGAGGAAGACAUCAAAGCGGAAACGGACGAAAACGGUACAGGCGCCAUCGUGCGUAAACUGUUCCGUGAAGAAGCACAGGACCGAGUCAAUGAUCUGAUUCUGGAGGAAGCUGCAACAACCGUACGAGGAACUGCGGAAGCAUAUGUCUUCCUCAGUACAGAUGACAUCUUUACCAUGCUCACGGGUGAGACAUUGGACACAUUGGCGGAGGGCAUGGUAGUACCGAUCUCCAUUAAGCGAGUCUCUGACGACCACAUUGACGGCAAAUUGGAUUGUGGUAUCGACGCCCUCGUUCCUGAGUCAGAGCUUACCGACCGAUAUGAUAUACCCGUGCGAGCACUAUACUCACCGCAUCAGACCGUGUCGGCCAAGAUACUGUUUUUGAACCGUAAAAACUUCACCUGCAACGUCUCUCUGCGGGAGGAGCAAGUCAGUCGCCCAGUGUCCAACACUCAAGACCGCCUGCGCGGAGAAUGGGAUGACCGGCAAGAGCAACAGGAUCGCGAGUCUUUGCAAGAGAAAACUCAAAGUGGUGGACGAACGAUGCGAGUCAUCAAGCACCCGCUGUUUAGGCCAUUCAACUCGACCCAGGCAGAAGAAUUUCUGGGAUCGCAAAGUCGGGGUGAUGUGGUUAUUCGACCGUCGUCAAAGGGCCAUGACCAUCUGGCUGUGACAUGGAAGGUGGCCGAUGGCAUCUUCCAGCACAUCGAUGUACUGGAGUUGGACAAGGAAAACGAGUUUUCUGUUGGACGGACUCUGAAGGUUGGGGGUCGCUAUACCUACAGUGACCUGGAUGAUUUGAUCUUCAACCAUGUUAAAGCGAUGGCCAAGAAGGUGGACGAAAUGAUGCUGCAUGAAAAGUACCAGGACGGCACCAAGGAUGCUACGUAUUCUUGGUUGGAGACUUAUACGAAAGCUAACCCUAAACGAUCCGCCUAUGCUUUCUGUAUUGAUCCCAAACAUGCCGGAUACUUCUUCCUCUGCUUUAAAGCCGGCGAAAACGCGCGACUGCAUAUCAUGGCGGCUAUGGAGGAGUUGGAGAUCCACAGCAAGUCCUACUUUGUUCGUUGGGUUAAUGUUAAACCUGGUCACACGAUCUCCUGGAGCAUUCAACCGCAUAGGAAGUCUCUCAACUUUGGCAUCUUCAAGCAUCCGGGCCAUUCGGCCGUCCUGGGAUCCAACAAUUCGCCCCCUGCCGACUCGCACAGCACGGACUCGAAUGAAAACCUGCCAGCCACCGCUCUGAAUGCUAACUCCCGACAAAAUGCUUCCACGCCGAUUAUUGAACGACUAACGGGCAUUGGACUGAAACAAAUUCAUUGGAUUGGCAAAUGCGAGGCUGACAAGAUUGUCAAGGGCACCUACGACGUGCCUGCGAAUGAGGGUGGAAAUUACGCGCUCGUUUUUGACAAUACCUUCUCUAAACAGAUCUCUAAGACUGUGACUCUCGUGCUACUUACCUAUCCAACAGCCUUGUCCCCACAGUCGGCACCAGUACCCCACGCAGCGGUUCUACCGUCUCGUGGAACCGACUCCUCAGAAUCUGGAAAGCCACUGGCUUCGCGAAGACGAGGAAACAGCUCCGCGAAGGUUCUACCGCCAUCUAUCAACACUAAUCCGGCCUCAGUUCACACCGACCCCGGCGGCGGAAGAAAGCAUCCCGAACCCCUGCUGCGCGUACCGUCACAGCGUGUUCUCACCAAUGCUGCGGAGGAGCGGGAAUGGGCGCAGGUUGAGAGCCUCGUGAGCAAGAUAUCUGGAUCCAGGGAUGCUGUACGCCGAUUGGCCAAGGAUACCGAUCCAAAAUACUUGAGCUACAGCGCUCCUGAGCGGCCUCGCGGUCGGUCACCAAGUCCACAUCCCGAGACAAAUGGCGAUGAGUCUUUCGAGGCGCGUGAGAAGCGUUCCUUCUGGAAACGGAAAGCCAGUGGAAGUUCCCAACUGGGUGGAGUCAAACGCACGACGAACACGCCCUCCUCCACGCAACUAGUGGUGCCAGGUCCCUCCUCUGGAGACACUGCUUCGCUCUCAGGUGACCGUAAACCGAGUAGCAUCACCAGCCACCCAGAUCAGAUGGAAGAGAUACAUGACCAUCUGAUGGCCGUGCUACGCGAUCUAGACAGUGCCGUUACCGAAUUCUCGACCUUGAUCGCGGAAAGCAAACAUCGACGACAUCCACCCGGCCUGACAACUCAGUCUCGACUCAGCAUAGAAUCGGAUUUGUCUCAGGAGUUCUUCGAUGCUGUCGACGGAGGCAGUUCGUCUCCGCUGUUAAAGAUAAAGGGUGAUAGUGAUGACGAAGGGGCAGCUGACUUUACCGAUGCUACUGCCCGGCAGGCGGAGGAUAAAGUCGUGGUGGACGACGCGCCGUCGGACAGUGACGAUGAAGCCUCUGAAACUCCCACGCCUCAGGGUGAUCGAUACGCCCCGCUGUUUCCUCCCAACCAAUCACUCACUCCUUUGCCGCUCAGCAAAGUUCCUCGUCGUUCGAACAUUCCCGCCCCGACAGUUAUGCCUCCCAGUUUGAUCGGGUUCCUCCGCAAGAACGUCGGUAAAGACCUUUCCCAAAUCUCGAUGCCAGUGUCCUCUAACGAGCCGUUUUCCUUGUUACAACGUGCGGCCGAGGUGAUGGAAUAUUCCAUGCUGCUAGACCAUGCUGCUAGCGCUUCCGAUGCAGUCGAACGGCUUAUGUAUGUGACUGCCUACGCACUCUCAUCACUGUCUUGCAACCGGGUCAAGGAGCGGUCCAUUCGGAAGCCCUUCAAUCCCAUGCUAGGAGAGACAUACGAGCUUGUCCGCGAAGAUCUCGGGUACCGAUUCAUUGCAGAGAAAGUUUCUCACCGGCCCGUGCAACUAGCCUACCAAGCUGACAGUAAGGAUUGGAGUGUUGCGCAAUCACCCAUGCCAACGCAGAAAUUCUGGGGGAAAUCCGCAGAGAUUGUGACCGAAGGAAAGAUGAGAUUAACACUACAUACGACCGGUGAGCAUUUCAGUUGGUCCAAUGCCACGUCUUUCCUGCGCAACAUCAUCGCAGGUGAGAAAUAUUCCGAGCCUGUCGGCGAAAUGUCGGUUGUGAACGAGACGACUGGACAGAAAACCGUGUCGACCUUUAAGGCAGGAGGCAUGUUCUCCGGCCGCAGCGAGGAGGUCGUCACGAAAGCACUGGACUCUAGCGGUCGUGAAUUACCUCUCGGGCUAACGGGUACCUGGACCACUUCACUCCAGAUGACUAAGAAUGGCUCUGCCACAGCACCUGUGUGGAAUGCCGGGCCGUUGGUAUCCAACGCACCAAAGCACUACGGCCUCACUGUAUUCGCAGCCACCCUCAAUGAGAUCACCCCAAUCGAAGAUCACAAGCUUCCGCCGACGGACUCGCGCCUCCGCCCCGACCAACGGGCCUUGGAAGACGGUGACGUUGACCGGGCAGAGGAAGUUAAGGUCAAGCUGGAAGAAUCCCAACGUGCCCGCCGCCGCGAGAUGGAAUCAGCAGGUCAAUCGUGGAAUCCAAAGUGGUUUACCCGGGUGGACGAUGAUCUUGCCGGAAAUGAAGGCGAAGUCGUGUGGCGUCUAAAGUCGGGUAAAGAGGGAUAUUGGGAAGAACGGUCGAAAGGAACUUGGGCCGGUGUGGUUCCAGUGUUUGAAACGUAA
Molecule: messenger RNA, 6708 nt
Organism: Aspergillus nomiae NRRL 13137
Lineage: Eukaryota; Fungi; Ascomycota; Eurotiomycetes; Eurotiales; Aspergillaceae
Exons: 8
Coding region: 1-6708 (2235 amino acids)
Biological process (GO): transcription elongation by RNA polymerase II; positive regulation of transcription elongation by RNA polymerase II; mRNA transcription by RNA polymerase II
Cellular component (GO): transcription elongation factor complex
Molecular function (GO): histone binding; nucleosome binding; DNA binding
Source: RefSeq, a predicted model, not a curated record